Osmia lignaria (orchard mason bee) is the source of this 836-nucleotide messenger RNA. Lineage: Eukaryota; Metazoa; Arthropoda; Insecta; Hymenoptera; Megachilidae. The record is from RefSeq and is a predicted model, not a curated record.
AAUUGUAAUCGCAAGGAAAAUAUUACUACUUUAUCAUGUCUUCAAUGCUGGUCAAAGUUUUGUGGGCAGGCAGAUUAAGUUAUGGUUCUGGACUUAAGUUACAAAAAAUAUUAGCCAACCAGCAUCAUCAAACCUUAAGCAAGGAUACUUGUAAUACAUUAGUAUUGCUUGAACAUGAUCCAGUGUUUACAAUUGGAAUUAGAGAUAAAGGAUAUACAGUUGAAGAAAAAGAAAGAUUGAAAAAAUUAGGUGCUGAAUUUUUUAGAACAAAUCGAGGUGGUCUUAUAACUUUUCAUGGACCUGGACAAUUAGUGGCAUAUCCUAUAUUAAAUCUAAAACAAUUUAAAUCCAGUGUUAAGUGGUACGUCUCUCAAAUAGAAGAAAUGGUAAUUCGUUUGUGUGCAGAAUAUGGCAUUAAAGCUGAAACAUCACCUGAUACUGGCGUAUGGGUAGGUGAUAAAAAAAUUUGUGCAAUUGGUAUUCAUGGAAGUCGUUAUAUAACAACACAUGGUUUAGCUCUAAAUUGUAAUACAGAUUUAAGUUGGUUUGAUCAUAUUGUACCUUGCGGUAUCGAAGGAAAGGGUGUAACUAGUAUCAGCAAAGAACUAAGCAAAAAUAUAACUAUUCAAGACAUAUUACCACUUUUUCAAAAUGCUUUUCAAGAUCAAUUUAAUUGUACAUUAAUUCCAUACUCAAUAGAAGAAUCUAUGAAAUUACUUAAAACUGCCAACGAUGUGUGUGAAUGAAUUUAAAACAUGUUGUGCAUAAUGUAAUGAUUUUAACAAAUUCAUAUUUGUAAUAUUUUACUAUUUGAUUAAAUUUUUUAUUAGUAAUUA